AUGAGUGGACUACUCGGAGCGGAGCAAUUGCAAAAGUUAUGGAUGCAUGUGGCACUAAAUUCCAUGCAGGGCUAUCCUCAAGGAAAUUCUUUAUAUCCGUCGUUACGACCCUUUGCAUUUGGUACCAUGCUACAACCUGAAACGUCGACUUUCACUGGUGAACAGAUUGUAAAAAUUUGUGAGCAACUUGAAGACGCUGGCAACAUUGAGCGGCUAGCUGCUUUUUUAUGGUCCAUCUCCCACCAACAGCACACUGAUGAAGUGACAACCGUUCUGAGGAACCAUGAAUCUGUGCUUCGUGCCAGAGCUUUGGUAUGUUUCCACAUGGGGAACUUCCAAGAGAUGUACAGAAUACUCGAAUCACAUAAAUUCACCAAUGGCUCACAUAGCAAACUGCAAGCGAUGUGGCAGGAAGCUCAUUACCAGGAGGCGGAGAAGUUAAGAGGAAGGCCGUUGGGACCGGUGGAUAAAUAUCGAGUGAGAAAAAAAUACCCAAUGCCGCGGACAAUUUGGGAUGGCGAGCAGAAGACUCAUUGCUUUAAGGAACGAACAAGGUCACUACUACGGGAAUGGUAUCUGCAAGACCCGUAUCCGAAUCCGAGUAAAAAAAAAGAAUUGGCAUCAAAAACGGGUUUAACUGCCAUGCAAGUCGGAAAUUGGUUCAAAAAUCGACGACAGCGUGACCGAGCUGCUGCUGCCAAAAACAAGUUCGUUCUUUGA
Messenger RNA from Acanthocheilonema viteae, 720 nucleotides. NCBI's taxonomy places the organism in Eukaryota, Metazoa, Nematoda, Chromadorea, Rhabditida, Onchocercidae. The record is from the annotation of a GenBank genome assembly.